GGCAGCUAGUAAAUAAUGACUCAUAGUCGACAAGACACGGCAACCAAUCAGAGAGUUAAUUAUAAUUUUUAAAGUUAGUCACUUGUUACCAUUCGUAGUGUAAAGUCGUACCAAUAUUUAAAUCAGAUACAAUGAGCGGAAUUGUAGCAGUUGGACCUGAGCCUAGCAGGAUAGUUUGUCCGUCAUGUCGGGCCACAAUCGUCACUAGAAUAGACCGGAAGGCAACUACUAAGACACAUCUUAUGGCGUGCUUUCUCUUUAUAUUCUUAUGCUGGCCCUGUAUUUGCGUCCCUUACUGUAUGAAUUCUUGCCAAAACGCCGAUCACUACUGCCCAAAUUGCAACGCUUACCUCGGAACAUAUCAAGGUUGAUUCUCUACAAAGAUAUGAAUUCUACGAUUUUAAGGUGUAUGUUUAUAUAUAUUGCUAUUAAUCAUAAUAUUUUCUAAUACACAAUAAAUAAAACGUAUUUAAAACUAUGAUCGUUUAUUGCAAUAUGUAGAUUAUAAGGCACUUAAAUGUUCCAUUGUUUGUGUACUAAGUACAUCAUGCUGUGUUUGAGUAAUUUUAUCAUUACCCGAAAAUCACGGCCCAGUGCUCAAAUGAUUUAAACUAUUCUAAUGUAAGAUUGCGUCAGCCCGAGCUUACUAAACGUACCAAAAUUCAGUACAGUUUCACGUAUUUCUCUUUGUGUGUGGCUUAAAUUUACCAGACGUAAAAUAUAAGUCCAGAGUGGAAUAGAAUAGAGGAAAUGGAGCGGUUAUCUAAAGUCGCGGUGCUGGCCGCUGUUAGGGUUGCCAGGGCAAUUUGAAAUUAUUUGUUGUCUAAUGUUAAAAAGUGGGAUAAAAAUUUGCAACACCUAGAUACCAAGACGAAGAAUAAAACUCAAACGUUCUAUUUAUGAUAUAUAACAUAUUUUGUUAAUAAGCUACCCGGGCUUCUAACUAUGAAUAAAAAUGUAAUCUCAUUUUUAUAUAUUUAAACUUUGAAAUUGAAAUUAAAUGAAAUUACUUUUUUGAUGUUUGUACUUUUUGUAAUAUGUGGUAAAUGUUACCUUAUUAUUGCUUACUUUGUGUAGUAUAUCCUACAUCGAAUAAAAGUUAAAAUAAUUAGUUUGUUUUUUGUACUAAAACCAUUUGGAUUUUUCUUUAACAUAAGACAUAGAAAAUUACUGUUGAAAUGGAAUUAUAUUUUAAGUAAGUACUUAAUACAUACUUCUUAACGCAACCGCAGAUACAGAUUGUCGGAUUUUAAGUGUCCCCAAACUACCAAUUUUUUUUGCGACAUAUGUUAAAAUAAAACACUUAAACUAACAUAACCAAUUAACCAAUUCUCAAAGUUUAGACGAACUUAAUCUAGUGGCGGUAGCGUUAAUAUGUAAGUAUGUAUAUAUAUUAUGCGAAGAACCAAACAAUAUAUUUAUAUGUUAUUAGGUAGUUCUAUUUAUUAUACAUUUUAAUAUGUUUAUAGUUAUUUGGUGACCCUAACUGCAAUAUGUUAUUUAAGUUUAUAAAAAGUUAAUGUACAAAAUAUCUCCAUUGGUUUUAUUUUAUUAUGUAAAUUAUUUAUCUUAUUUAGAUACAUGUUGUGUAUUUAAAUUUAAUGAUAAGAUUUGCUAAUUGAUUUUAUUAUAGCCCUAAUUUAAAACGGUUUGUAUAGUGCAAUGUUUACAAUAUUAUUAUUUGUAAAGGGUAAAGUUAAUUAUGGUGUUGAACAUAUAUCAUUUAUAUCAAAUAUCAAUCUCGGAAAAAUCGAUCUAUAACUUACCUGUCAAUGGAAAACUAAUUGUAUAGUGAGAUGAAUAACAAUAAAGAUUUUUUAAAUUA
Messenger RNA from Pieris napi, 1825 nucleotides. Its product is annotated as lipopolysaccharide-induced tumor necrosis factor-alpha factor homolog. Lineage: Eukaryota; Metazoa; Arthropoda; Insecta; Lepidoptera; Pieridae. The record is from RefSeq and is a predicted model, not a curated record. The coding region runs from base 132 to 371 and encodes 79 amino acids. The transcript has 3 exons. Gene Ontology annotation, molecular function: zinc ion binding.